Diachasma alloeum is the source of this 1374-nucleotide messenger RNA. Its product is annotated as venom protease. Gene Ontology annotation, biological process: proteolysis. Bases 137 to 1252 code for a protein of 371 amino acids. The transcript is spliced from 7 exons. Gene Ontology annotation, molecular function: serine-type endopeptidase activity. NCBI's taxonomy places the organism in Eukaryota, Metazoa, Arthropoda, Insecta, Hymenoptera, Braconidae. The record is from RefSeq and is a predicted model, not a curated record.
CCCGGCAUUAAAAAUCGACAGUCACCUUGUGAUCGUGUGUCGCAGCAGUGAUCUUCAAAGAUACAUGUUACACGUGUUACACACGCUCUUAGAUCAUCUAUCGUAAUCUACUACAUCUUCAAUUAAGAAAAUAAAUAUGUGGCAUCAUAAUUUACAACUGGUGAUCAUCGGUUUCGUGGGGCUAUUCUCAGUGACGUUGGUUCAAUCGCAGGAAAGUUGCGUGAAUCCACUGGGUAGAGUCGGCAUUUGCAUCAAUGUCAGAGAAUGCGAGCCGCUCAUUGAGCUUCUGCGGAGAGAUGGUAAUUCGGCGGGAAAUUUUUUGAGGCGUUCAGUGUGUAGAUUCGAGGGUUCGAAUCCCAUUGUAUGCUGUCCAGGUGGUAAUAGAGAAUUUGAUGACGAUGACACCCCCAUUCCCCCUAAUCAGCCGAGGAUUACACAGCAAUCAAAUGGAUAUUGGCCCAUUUAUGCACCAGCAUGUGGUGCUAUUAACAAUAAGGAAUUGACCAGAGUUGUUGGGGGUGCGCCUGCAAAAUUGGGUGCGUGGCCUUGGAUCGCAGCAUUGGGAUACCGUUCAAAAACAGGGUCAAAUAAACCGCGAUGGCUUUGUGCUGGAAGUCUAGUGUCGGCUCGUCAUGUUAUAACAGCAGCCCACUGCGUACACCGUCUCCCUGAUCUUUAUUUAGUACGUUUGGGUGAUCUCGAUCUCGACGACGAUGUGCAGGAUGGUGCGAGCCCCAUUGAUGUUCCCAUUGAACAAGUACAUGAACAUCCGCAGUAUAGUGAAACUGCGUAUACUAAUGACAUUGCGGUGUUGAGACUAGCAUGGGAUGUUGAAUUUUCCGAUUUGAUCCAGCCAAUAUGCUUGCCGUUGCCUGAUGAUGUUUAUAAUAAGAAUUUCAUUAAUUCAUUGCCAUUUAUUGCCGGUUGGGGAUCUGUCUAUUUCCGGGGACCUAGUGCUAGCCACCUUCAGCAACUUCAAAUUCCUGUGGUCUCGACGGAAAGCUGCAAGUCAGCGUUUAGCCGUUUCAAAACAACAGUAAUUGAUGACCGAGUUAUCUGCGCAGGUUUUGCAAAGGGCGGCAAGGAUGCGUGCAAAGGAGACAGUGGGGGUCCGCUUAUGUAUCCAAAGAACAGAACCUUUUAUGCAAUUGGUGUAGUUUCGUUCGGCUAUCGGUGCGCCGAGCCCGGAAUUCCCGGUGUAUAUACGAGGGUCACUCGAUUUCUUGAUUUCAUCACGUCUCAUUUGAAUUAAAUGUGAGAGCUUUUUGUCAGAUGUUUACUGCAAUUAAUUUCAUGUUCAUGUCUUAGUCAUGUCCUAAUAUACGCUGAGUAGAUCGAAGAAUAAUAAAACAAUGUGUAAAUUGAACCGAAGAA